Solea senegalensis (Senegalese sole) is the source of this 1418-nucleotide messenger RNA. RefSeq names its product cryptochrome-2-like. The annotation marks the transcript as partial. Gene Ontology annotation, molecular function: FAD binding; DNA binding. Gene Ontology annotation, biological process: negative regulation of DNA-templated transcription; entrainment of circadian clock by photoperiod; circadian regulation of gene expression. NCBI's taxonomy places the organism in Eukaryota, Metazoa, Chordata, Actinopteri, Pleuronectiformes, Soleidae. The transcript is spliced from 7 exons. Gene Ontology annotation, cellular component: nucleus; cytoplasm. The record is from RefSeq and is a predicted model, not a curated record.
GUGUGCGUGCAGGUGUGGGUAGCUAACUUCGAGCACUCACGCGUCAACACGUGUUCUCUGUAUGCCAGCCCCACCGGCCUCAGCCCGUACCUGCGCUUCGGGUGCUUGUCCUGCAGGGUUCUGUACUACAACCUCAGAGAGCUCUACAUGAAGCUGCGGAAGCGUACCAGUCCUCCUCUGUCACUGUUUGGACAGUUGCUGUGGAGAGAGUUCUUCUACACUGCCGCCACCAACAACCCCAACUUUGACCGCAUGGAGGGAAACCCCAUCUGUGUCCAGAUCCCAUGGGACCAGAACCCAGAGGCACUGGCUAAGUGGGCGGAGGGUCGGACCGGUUUCCCCUGGAUUGACGCCAUCAUGACUCAACUGAGACAGGAAGGCUGGAUCCACCACCUGGCUCGACACGCUGUGGCCUGUUUCCUCACCCGAGGAGACUUGUGGAUCACCUGGGAGAGCGGCAUGAAGGUGUUUGAGGAGCUGCUCCUCGAUGCAGACUGGAGUGUGAACGCUGGCAGCUGGAUGUGGUUGUCCUGCAGCGCCUUCUUCCAACAGUUCUUCCACUGCUACUGUCCCGUGGGCUUUGGAAGGAGGACCGACCCAUCAGGAGACUACAUCAGGCGCUACGUCCCCGUCCUGAAGGAUUAUCCCAACCGCUACAUCUACGAGCCGUGGAACGCUCCGGAGUCGCUGCAGAAGGCGGCGAACUGUGUGGUGGGUGUGGAUUAUCCCAAACCUAUGAUCAACCACGCAGAGGGAAGUCGACUCAACAUCGAGAGGAUGAAGCAAGUUUAUCAGCAGCUGUCGCACUACAGAGGACUCAGCCUACUAGCAUCAGUACCAACAAUCCAGGAGGAGGCGGAGCCACCAAUGACGGAUGAGUCUCAGACGAGCAGCGGCCCUGACUCUCCUCCCCGAGUUCCUGUCCACAGAGAACCAGCCAUCUGCUCCCCGGCUCCUGAUUCGUCCAUAGUCUGUGGCUCCUCCUCCUCCUCGGGAGACGCUUGCUCGCUGCAGACGCUCCACUCAUCCUCGCAGCCUUCUCCCGCCGCCACGUCCAAGUCUGCCGCCGCAGCUCCGCCCCCUCCGGCUUCAUCCCCCGUCCACAGUCCUCUGAAUCUGCCCUCCCCUUCCUCCUCAUGUCCUACUUUGUCCCCGGCCCCGAGUCUAGCCGCAACCUCUGCUCAGACUUUUCCAAAGAGGAAAGGCCCCGCCCACAAGGUUUGUCGCAGUCGGAGACUCCGAGGAAGUCGGAGCAGAGAGGAAGGGGGGGGAGGAGAGGAGGAGGAGGAGGAGGAGGAGACAGGAGCAGAGGAGAAGAUGGAGGAGGAUGUUGAAGAGGAGGAGAAAAUGGAGGAAGAGGAUUGAGGAGAAAGUGCUGCACAUCAGCUGUGACUCCAGGUACAAAAUAAUCAUACUCC